AUGAGUACGCCUAAGCUCAUUAGCGCCGGCGAAUGCCGGAUUCUCGUGGUUGCAGACAUUCGUGGAGAGAUAUCGAAAUUGAACGAUUUGGCAUCAGAAUACAAAGCAGACAUCAUCAUUCACACAGGAAACUUUGGGUUUCUAGACAGCCACAGUGUAGAGGAGAUCCACGAGUCGUACUUGCGGCACAUCGUGGAGUUCUGCCCGCUCCUCCCGGAAAGCCUAAUACUCAAGAUAUCAAAACUAUCCAAGGUCAACGGACAUGCCGUUGAACAUCUUUCCAACGAGCACGAGAACUUGCGAAAAUUGCUGCGGAACCACUCACUUUCGGAGCUUGGGGACUUCAUCCGCGGAGAUAAGACGCUCCAGGUGCCUGUUUACACGAUUUAUGGCAUGUGUGAAGACUCCUUGGUCAUCAACAAGUUCAGGUAUCAGAUCUACAGAGUGCCCAAUCUUCACAUCAUAGACGACACCGCAGUGUCCCUGGUGGACCUACCGGGCGGCCACAGGCUGCUGUUGGCGGGAAUCGGCGGAUCCUUGUCGUACCACAAGCUUUUCCACCAGGGGUCCCCGGUGAAUUUUGAGGAUAUCAUCGGUGAAGGCCGACAGAUGCAGGAUAUCGAAGGUUUCGGACGGCUUUUGCCCAUCAGUGGCGACCCGGGCAACAUCUGGAUCACCGUGUUGCAGUUCGGCAAGUUGAUCGAGACGUUGAUGGAGUUCUCGUUGCGCGAUCCCAAAGUUUAUGCCGAUGCAAUCAAGAUUUUCGUCACACACCAAUCUCCGGCAAGAGAGCCUUUGCUUGAGCAUCUUGCCAUCUUCUUCAAGAUGGACUACACCAUCUCCAACUCGCUCCACUUCCGCUACUCCUCCUCGUACAACGAACUCUCCAUCAGCCCGAGCUUCGAGUCCUUUAAGAUGAAAUUUAACGAAUGCCGCCACAAGUUCGCCGUGAUCUGGAAAAACGUCCAGCCCAAGUUCGAGAAGCUUCUUUUCGCCUUGGACAACCGCGAGAUGAUUGAUUGCACCCAGCUGGCACUCCAGGUUUUCGACAAGAUCCCGAUUUCCAGCCGAGGCGCCGAGGAAAUCAUCCCACUACAGUUAAAACACCACACUGCCGAUUCGGACGGUCCGACGGAUGCCGACGGCAACCCCGGCGCCACCCGACCAGCCAGGCAGAGAGAGUUGAACGCCAUAAUACGCCAGCUCAACGAUUUGUACUACAUUUCCUUCCAGAACUCGUGGCAUUUCAACAUCUGCGAUUUGGCAUGCGGCCACCUCAUUUUAGACUUCAAAGACGGCCACGUGUCCAUGCAGUCCGUCUCAAAGGGGUUUGACUUCUCAUACCGGGUGCUGGAGUCCGGGGAAAACGAUAAAAGCAACAAAAACGACCAGAACGACGCUUCUGGAUCCAACAUCGACGAAAAUUCUGCAAAUUCCACCCAAAGAAACGCAUCGCCCACUACAACCGGCUCACCGGGACAUCUACGCCGUGCCAGGCGGCCGUUUGGCCACGGGACAUCCUCCAGGGCCAGCCGGGGUGGCCGGGGCCGAGGGGGAAGGGCGUCUGGCAGAUCUAGGGGAAGCUACAGGAGAGAUUAG
Brettanomyces bruxellensis is the source of this 1599-nucleotide messenger RNA. RefSeq lists its product as uncharacterized. The coding region runs from base 1 to 1599 and encodes 532 amino acids. Lineage: Eukaryota; Fungi; Ascomycota; Pichiomycetes; Pichiales; Pichiaceae. The record is from RefSeq and is a predicted model, not a curated record. The transcript has a single exon.